UUGCAGACGCCUUUAUUUCGUGCAUAAAUCGUUUUGGGCGACUAGACAUCGUCGUCAACAACACGGCUGACAUGGAGCUCGACGUAUCAAUCGACGAUCGGGACGAAAUGAACGAUGCGAUCAUGCGUGUUCACUAUGGUGGAGUGGUCAGUGGAACGCUUCUAGCAAUCAAGUACAUGGGAGCCCCGAACGGAGGCAGAGGCGGAACUGUGGUGCAGACCACGUGCUGCGGGUCGGCGACAAAUAACAUUGUCGGGUACACGAAAGUGAUCGGUGUAAGUUUAUUGAAAUGCAGUGGAGCAUGCAUGGUGAUGGGGUGGGUAGAUCACCCUACCCAUGGAAGUUGAACCUUGGUUUAUUUAGUUGUAUGUAUUUACAAUAAUUGUACCUAGGUACUCUAGUAUACAAUACAAUUUUGUAAAAUUAGAAUAAAUUAAAAAUAUUACUGAAAAAACAAAAC
Acyrthosiphon pisum (pea aphid) is the source of this 460-nucleotide messenger RNA. Its product is annotated as 15-hydroxyprostaglandin dehydrogenase [NAD+]-like. Gene Ontology annotation, cellular component: cytoplasm. The record is from RefSeq and is marked provisional. NCBI's taxonomy places the organism in Eukaryota, Metazoa, Arthropoda, Insecta, Hemiptera, Aphididae.